AUGACCGAGCCCGACGAGCUGGAGAUGGCGCCUCUGAACGCCCCAAACGCCGUGGAACACGAGUCUAGCAAAAGCAUCGAAUACUACAACCGUCAUACCCGUGUCUCUCACAAUACUGCUAACGGAAAAACCACCUUCCUCUUCGACUAUGGUGAAGAAGGAGCGGCAGGAAGGGUCAACCUGGAGGAGCUACUGAAGCUGUAUGAUCAAGCCAAAUUGGAAGUGAUCCGGCAUCCCAUGGUGUUGAACUAUAUCAAUGAAAUCUUGUUAGGAGCAGCCACUUGGUACAUGUUUCAAUUGCUUACCCAAUAUGGCUAUUUAUUUUUGCUAAUGGCCUAUUGCUUGACACGUGCAGGUUUAUUUACGGAGCUUCUGAUACUCUACAGUUUUGUCUACACCCUCACAACGAAAGAGCUCGCGUUAAUGCCUAUAAUUGCAACUCUGCCGAUAUGGAUUCAAAUAUUUAUCACACUAAAAGUGAGCCCAGUCGGCACCUACAUUUUCAUGCUGCGCAGAAUUAUCUUCUCGUUUGCGAAAAUAAUGGUCAUCUGGAUACUGCUGAUCAUGAUGUUCGCACUUGCCUUCUUCAUAGUUAUGAGGGAGCUGAACGUGGAGCCGUGGGCUAAUAUGGGCAAACUAACCCAUCAUUCGACAUUCGGUGACCAUAUCUUCCUUCUCGCACAAAUCUUUAUAAAGGCGUCGUCCAUGAUGAUUGGCGAGCUCGAUACAAAUCACGUCUUGAACACCCGAAAAUGGGAAGCAUCGAUUCUUUUGCUGGCUUUCCAAAUUAUUAACGCCAUCCUUUUUAUGAACCUUCUGGUAAGCGUGUCCGUUGGGGACGUCGACGAUUUGAAAAAAGAUGCAAGGGAUAAGCUGCUCAAAGCCAAGGUGGCAUAUGCGAUGGAGGUGGCGCACUCACGCUCCGGAUUUUACCAGUAUUUAAGCAAGAAAAAGGAUAUUUGGCUAGAUCGUCGCCAGUGGUUCCCCUCGAUCUUGGUCCUAGCCUUCGAGAUCAUCACCGGCAUCCUGUUGAUGAACUUGAUGGUGUCGCUGGCAGUUGGAGACGCCAGCGACCUCAGGAGUUCCGCUCAAGAUAAGCUGCUAAAGAUUAAAGUCAGCUCCGUCAUCGAGGCCCUACAGUUCAGCCAGGCCCUUCCUCAGACCCUUCCGGACAGCUGUAAGUUGGAGUGUAGCGGCUGCUCCACAACGAACAACGUGUUGAUCGUGGAGCGGGAUGGGCACUAUUUUACGCUGAUGAGGUCAAAGAAUGAUUUCCGCAACGCUACGGUGGACAGACGUCCGGCUUCAGAACUGAAUGACCAUAAAUACCGCCUGGACUUCACGAAUCCGCGGAUGCGGGUGCGAAUUCGUAGGGAACUGCUGGCCGGACGUCACCAGAUGGUUCACCUGGAGGAUUGUCAGAUCGUGUUCAAAGAAGCACCGGAUUCCGGCAUCCCGAACUGGCAGCCAGAAGCCGACGAGGCCAAGCCCCGUCAUGAUAGCCGCGAUGGAUGGCAGAGGAGGUACGCAAAAUGGUUGAUCGGACUGGACUGGACCGGAUAUUUGGAUCUC
Molecule: messenger RNA, 1572 nt
Organism: Mesorhabditis spiculigera
Lineage: Eukaryota; Metazoa; Nematoda; Chromadorea; Rhabditida; Rhabditidae
Source: the annotation of a GenBank genome assembly